Amphiprion ocellaris (clown anemonefish) is the source of this 2099-nucleotide messenger RNA. RefSeq names its product UBA_like_SF and PTH2 domain-containing protein. Bases 211 to 765 code for a protein of 184 amino acids. Gene Ontology annotation, molecular function: protein binding; peptidyl-tRNA hydrolase activity. The transcript is spliced from 7 exons. Gene Ontology annotation, cellular component: cytosol; mitochondrion. The record is from RefSeq and is a predicted model, not a curated record. NCBI's taxonomy places the organism in Eukaryota, Metazoa, Chordata, Actinopteri, Pomacentridae.
CAGAGAAUCCGAAACACCGUCCUCGACAGGAGGCAGCAUCCCCAGCAACAAACACAAAGGGGCCAAGAUGGAGUAGCGCUGAAACACAGCACUAGACGGGAACCCUACUGCAUGUAACCUCACAUUCAAACAGGAACUGUUCAGUAGUGAGUGUUUUUUUAGGACGGAUAUACAAACUCCCGUGGAGCUCGCUGAGAAGAACAGAGAAUAAUGGAGCCAGCAGAGCAGCCAGGCCCAGAUUCAGGUUCUCAGGAUGUCAACCCAGUGUUUCUGCAGCAGCUCAGAGAACUGGACAUCCCAGAGGAGGCGGCCAAACAGGCACUUCUCCACACUCGGAAUGUGUCUGCCGAGGAGGCGGCCAUGUACUACUUCAACAAACUGGAGAAUGAGGAGGAGGGCGACGAUGACCUCAUGUUCAAGAUGGUGUUUGUGGUGAAUAUGGAUCUGGCCAUGGGUGUUGGAAAGGUGGCAGCCCAGGUCGGCCACGCUGCUGUGGGUUUGUACCAGGCUCUGCAGGAGAAGAACAGCUGGAGGGAGAUGGCCUGGAAGUGGGACCACAGUGGGGCCAAGAAGGUGGUGGUCCAGGGCACCAAUGUGGCUCAUCUGCUGGAGCUGCAGGCCCUAGCCAUGAGCCUCAGCCUGCCCACUUACCUGGUCCAAGAUGCAGGACUUACCCAGGUGGAGUCUGGAUCUCGCACUGUCCUCGCCAUCAUGGGCGAAGAAGAGAUGGUGAACAACGUUACUGGCAGUCUGAAGCUGCUCUGAAGGGCUCAAACCUACAGUGGGGGAGGCAUGGCUCUGCAGUGGCACGGUGCAACCAGCAGAGGGCAGCAUUUCCCAACAGCAGGGAGAGUCUUGGCAUGCAAGAGUGUAACAACCUUUUUAAGAAAAAAAAAAGAAGACCAGAACAGGGGGAAACAAGCUAUGUCCCAACACCAGAAAACAAACACUCUCAGCCAUUUGUUUCCCUUUCAUUCUUUGUCUGAGCCGCUUAGUUGGCCAUUGAGAACAGGAAGGGAGAAAGAGGCCGGUUCCUCACUUAGGAACACGACAAAGUCAGUUAAGUUUUCUUUUUCUGGUGACCUUUCUCUUUUUUAAACAGGCCACCUGCUUAGUCUCAUUAGAAUCUCGAUCAAUUUAUGAACACAUCUAAUCCGUCCAGUUUCACAUAUGGCAAAGUCAAAUCAAGUAUUUUUGGUGAUCUACCAAUAUUGUAGUUGAGCUCAUUCAAAGGGCCGUGUACUGUAGAGUUGUGUAAUUACAGUUAUACCAAUGUCAGAUGUAGUAUUUCCCCAUGGAUUCACUACUCCUGAGUGUGGGGUAACUAACUGAUAGUAUGUGAACACUCACUUUUGAUGUUUCAUUGAUUUUUUUUUUGUGUCUGUAUGCAACUAUCCUCCCAAAGAUCCCUAACCUAUAGACUCCAUACCAUCACAUAAUACUGAUAAAUGGCUAUAUUUUGUAUACAUAUGCCUGUUAGGGCCAUAUCCUGUAUAAUCUGUGGUGUGCCAUCCUAAACAGUAUGCACAGUUACUGGACUUUGUUGUAUUGUUUUUGUUUCUUUAUGCAAAAAGAAAAAAAACAUCCUUAGUUUCAAUAUUUGAAUUUCUGGGUAGAAUCUGACUGUGGGCAGAAGUAGAGGUCUGUGCUGGGCCUAACUUUAUGCACUCUGACUGCCUGCGGGGAAUAGUUUACAAUACUGAAUUUGAUCAACUUAUAGCUUGAGAGAACGCAAAUGAUUGUGUGGCAAUUGUGAAUAGUCCUGCACACUAAUAAUCUUAACACACCAAGAAUGACGUUUGAGCUGUUGUGUCAGUGUUGUCACUAACAAAUAUUUGUGGGCAUGAACUGCCACUGCCAGAUUUCCAUUCUUAGCUUAUUAUCAAAGAUCUUACCUUGUUACACAAAUCUUAAAAAAAAAAAUGGCAGUGUCAUGCAUGCAAUAUGAAAUGUAUAUUUGAACAAAACGGACCGUAAGAAUUCCAAAGUUAUGUCAAUUUUAGUAACAUGUCCACACUUUGAUACCUCCUGUGUUCUACAGUCAUUUGUGUAAGUGCUUCAGACUAUGGGGACGAUUAAAAAUGCCUCCAGAUUAAGUA